Messenger RNA from Frankliniella occidentalis (western flower thrips), 2745 nucleotides. RefSeq lists its product as uncharacterized. The transcript has a single exon. Bases 157 to 2199 code for a protein of 680 amino acids. Gene Ontology annotation, biological process: nucleosome assembly. Lineage: Eukaryota; Metazoa; Arthropoda; Insecta; Thysanoptera; Thripidae. The record is from RefSeq and is a predicted model, not a curated record. Gene Ontology annotation, molecular function: structural constituent of chromatin; protein heterodimerization activity; DNA binding.
CAACCGAGGAAGCAGCGUGCGGGGGCUGCUCCUGAGUCCGCGGCUGCACUUCAACGUGUCGCCUUCUGUAGUUCACUUCGCACUUACCUGUCAAUUAGAACUGGUCGUGGCAUUGCGGGAAAAGGGUUGGGAAAGGCCGGGGCCAAGCGCCAACGAAUGGUCCUGAGCGAGAGCGUCCUAAGCAGUAUCAAGUCUGCCGUCCGUCGCCUGGCUCGCCGCGCAGGAGUGCAGCGUCUUUCUGGUCUAAUCUACGAAAAUGGCUGCGGCGCGGAGAAGGUGGGCCGAGGGAGAAAGAAAAUGCAACCUCUAGGAUCUUCUUCAGAGUCUACACAGGCUGCCCCCGAGGCAGGCGCAGCCGCUGUCGAGGAAACAGCUUCGGCAGCGUGGACUUCAGUAGUGCAGGAGCGUGGCGGAGACGUGCCCAAAAGUGCGCCGGAGAACAACGGAAAACGACCCCGGGGAAGACCGCGCAAGCAGCGCCCGGAUGGUGGUCCUGAGGCGUCUCAAGAAGCUGCUCGCAAGCCGGCCCGAGGCCGAGGCAGACCCAAAAAGUGUCGGCUAGACUCUGCGCCUAGUGCAGCCUACAAGGUGGCUCGGGGGCGGUCGCUCCGGCGUGUCUCUUCGUGUAGUUCACUCCGCACUUAUUUGUCUCUGAAGACUGGCCGCGUGAAAUGGCUCGGGAAAGGACGCGCCAAGCGUCGCCGCAAGCGCAAGGUCCUCAGCGACAACACCCUGGGCGUCAUCCAGCCCGCCAUCCGUCGCCUGGCGCGGCGCGGAGGGCUGCUGCGCAUGCCAGGGCUCGUCUACGAGACGGACCGGCGGAGGAGACAGAAGACUCGCACUUCAGAGUCUGGGCCAGUAUGGACUUCCCCCGCCGGGGCUGUCUCCGAAACCACGGCAGUCGAGGCUGCCCCGGGAAUGGAACCGACGGAAUGGACCGUCGCUAGUGAACGUGGUGAAGGCUCGGCGAGCAGUGCGCCCCAAAACAAACAGAAGAGGCCCCGGGGAAGGCCGAAGAAGCGCAUUUUAGACGUUGCCCCAGAGGCGGCUCAUGCGACGGUGACCCAGAAGAGCCGAAAGAUGUGUCGCCCAGAGGGCGCUUCUCCAGAAGAACGUGGAAGACAAGUGAAUCGACCCCCGCCGGAGGUGGCCCCCAAGACGGCCUCCGCCUCCACGUGCAGUUCACUUCACACGUACCUGUCUACCGUGACUAAACGAGGCAACAGGCGCAAAGGAUUGAUAACGGGCGGGGCCAGGCGUCACCGAAACGGGCUGCGAACCAACAUCUCAGGCGUCAGUCGCACUGCCCUCCGCCGCCUGGCUCGCCGCGGUGGAGUGCAGCGUAUCUCCGGCCUUAUCUACGAUACGACCCGUGGUGUGCAGAAGGCAGACCGGAACAGACAAAAAACGCGCCCUAUGAAAUCUGUCAAGUCUGCUCCGUGGCUGCAACGUUUGCUUUCGGCCCACGAAACGACAAAACAUGCAUCGCAUAGUGCUCCGGUAACUGAAAUUCAGUCUGUGCCGUCUGCGCCGGGGGAUGAUCUCGCGUGUCUCGUAUCAGAUCGGGGAAUUCCCCAAAAGGGGUCAGCAAGUCCAAAUUCUUUUGCACGUGGCCCGAAGGCUGCCCGGAGAAGACAGAUGGUGCGGCUUCCAGAGGCUCCUCCAGAGUCGCAAGCAGAGCCUGCUCCUGAAACUACUUCGGAAGCUGCUGCACUGGCUGCCCAAGAAAAAGUUUCGGCGGCAUCUACUGCGGUGCGCCUGCCGUGCGACGGACACUUGGCGAGCAGUGCGCCCGAGAAGGGCGUCAAGACUGCUUCGACUGUGGCCCGCGAGCGAAGCACAGAAUCGGGGAGCAUCGUUUCGAAAAAGAAACGCGCUGGAGGGGGUGAUUCACUCGAAGCUCCGAAGUUAUCCCGACCACUUCCGCCGAGGGGGGUGGGUGCGGUGGUUGGCGGUCACUGGCGCUGCUCGGAGUGCGGAGCACGCUUCUCCUUCGCGGGGAGGCUCAGGGUGCACCUGAGGCAGCACCUGCUCGACCUCGAGGGGGAGGGCGGACCUACUCCCGAUGCCGCCGUUGCUGACCUGCCGCCUGCCCCGUGCAUUCCCCAGUCAUCAUUGACCACACUGACUGUAUUGAGGAAAACCAAUGCUGACCCGACAGGUUCGCGUGUUAUCGUAUCUGCGCUCGCGGAUGUGUGAGUGUGGGCGACGACGGGGUAGGCGAGGUCGGGCUGUGCGCUCGUGUGUGUGUGUGUGUGUGUGUGUGUGUGUGUGUGUGUGUGCGUGUGCGUGUGUGCUCGCUCGUGUGGAGUGUAAUCAGCUGUGCCGGGCUGUGUGCAACAUAUAGAUUAAGUGGCGAUAGCGGAGCGCAGUUGACCCUUUUAUAAUGUGAGUCCCUUUUCACGACCUGUGUGUGUGUCAUUGAGUGUUUGUUAGCCUGCUCUGCCCUCUGCUCAGUCAUAAUCGCACUUGAUCUAUUCUGUUUUUUCCCGCUACGUACGUACGUGAUACGAGGAAAGAGAAAAUCCGAACUCUGGCAGUGAUUGCGCUAACUCAUCGCAGAUAAACAAAUGUCACGUGUCAGAAGUAAAUGUACUCUUGGAGUCUCGAGUGUCGUGGCACAUAUCAAUUUCAUGUGACAAGCACAAAAUGUUCAAAAUUGUGUUCAAAGUUGUUUUGUCAAUUUUUAUUAAUAAACUACAAGGUUUGUUAUUAUUAAAUAUUAAAUUAAACUAAGAGAAUGUA